This is a messenger RNA of Argentina anserina (silverweed cinquefoil), 3286 nucleotides long. RefSeq names its product folate synthesis bifunctional protein, mitochondrial-like. NCBI's taxonomy places the organism in Eukaryota, Viridiplantae, Streptophyta, Magnoliopsida, Rosales, Rosaceae. The record is from RefSeq and is a predicted model, not a curated record. Gene Ontology annotation, biological process: tetrahydrofolate biosynthetic process. The transcript has 7 exons. The coding region runs from base 1587 to 3140 and encodes 517 amino acids. Gene Ontology annotation, molecular function: dihydropteroate synthase activity; 2-amino-4-hydroxy-6-hydroxymethyldihydropteridine diphosphokinase activity.
AAAACCCAAAUUCCCUCUCCCUAUCCCAAAACCGACGGAACCCAAAAACCUUUCCCUCUCAAUCCCAAAACCGGCCGACGUAACCCAAAACCUCUCCCUUUCAAUCUCAAAACCGGCGGAAACAAACACCAAAUUCUCGUUCUCUGUUUCUGGGUAGAAAACCCUAGAUCCCCAAAUUCUCAAACACCAAAUCCCAAACCAGAAAACCCUCUCUCUGUUUCUGUUUGGGUUUUGACGAGUUUGAUUGCUCAGCGUGCAUCUGGUUUAAAUGGAGGCAUGUGUCUGAUUUAAAUGGACCUCUUCUUUGGCUAGGGAGGCAUGUAUCUGAUUUAGCUUUGUAGACAGUAUGUUUGUUAGAUUUGUGUCUGAUUCUAGUUAAGAUGUUAUAGUAGGCUCGAGUAGAACUAAAUUGUAGACAAAUCCAGUUCUUCAUUUUUGUAUAAGACUGAUAAUAUUGUGCUUUUCUUCAUUCUAAUGAAUGCAGUGUCAUAAGUUUGUCCACAAAUUGCUAGGAAGUUUUUGGCUAAUGGGAGAACUCAUAAAAGCGUAUCAGAAUUGCUUCUUCUUAUGCGUGAUAUGUUUGCAGUAGAAAUUAGCCUUUAGAUAUUGUGUACAGAUGGACUGCAGUAAGGAGCGAAUGCAACAUUGUCAUACUGUUGGCUACCAUACGUUAUUGCAAGAAACCUUUAUAUAAAGUAGAAACAAAUCACACGGUAUUGCUCGAAUCCUUAGAUAAAGUAGCUGCUCUAGUUUCAAUGUCUUUAUUCUGGUGAGCUCAUGCUGCACGUGCAAAAGGCUAGCUAGUUGGUAGCAGAUCGAUAGUUGCUUAUACCGACUAAAUUUGGCCGCAAUUCACUUUAUCAAAACUCAAAUCCCCUCUUUUGUGCAGUUUUUCAUUUGCCCUACGUAUGAUCAUAACUUCUUAACUUGCCAUAUCAAAUAUUUUUAACCGGAUCAAUCUAUUUUAGCGACGUUGAUUAUCGAUGAUAUAUAAUGAGUGGAAACUACUCAGACAAAUUUGAUUCUUCUUGCUAGUUUUGCUCGGCAGGGAAGAAUGUUCCUUUGUCUUCCACUCUCUGGGCCAGAAACAUAUGCAGAGUUUUUUAAGGGCCUUACUAUCACACCAGAUCAAAAGAAGUUCUUUAAGAAGGCAUUUCAAACAUAUUACGAAGCUGAUAGAUAUAAGCUUUAAUUAUUCAUUUUGUGCAAUGCAGACUUCUAGCUUUCUUGUUUAGGGUUUGUAGACUUAGUUUAAAUUGAGAUUAAUGGUUUGUAGCUUUAUUGUUAGCUAGGUUUGGAUUUGCUGGGAAGAGAAGAGCCGAGUUGUUGGAGCUUGCAUUUAAUGAGAACGGAGGAUGCUGGUUCUGAUUUGCUGAGAGUACUUUCAUUUUCUGGGAAGAGCCAAGAAGAGCUGAGAAUUUUGUUUUGCUUUACUGCUAGUACAUUCAUUGCUGUGAAUUGGGAAAGAGUGGAGCUUUGCGCGUCGGAUGGCUAACCAGUUCUAUAUCCAAUAGUCGACAUUUUCGUGGAGAUUUUGGAGGGAAGUAUAUUGAUUGCCACUUCACCUUGAAGCUUAGAUCUCCACCAUGCAUAUAUUCAAGCAGCUUCUGCCUGACAUAAGCCGAUCAAAUGGUGCCAGAAAGUAUUUUCAAGCAUCAUGCUUUGCCCUUAUACAUUCAUGCCCAAACUCCUCUGUGGAAGUCCAUGCUGAAGAUCAGGAAGUAGUGAUUGCUUUGGGAAGCAAUGUCGGUGACAGACUACGUAAUUGUAAUGAAGCCUUGCAGUUGAUGAAAAAAUCAGGAGUGCAAAUAACAAGACAUGGCUGUUUGUAUGAGACAGCACCUGCCUACGUGACGGAUCAGCCUACUUUUCUAAACUCUGCCGUUAAAGCAGUUACAAAACUUGGGCCACAUGAGCUUUUAGGAGCACUCAAGAGAAUUGAAAAGGACAUGGGUCGUACCCAAGGUAUAAGGUAUGGUCCCCGGCCUAUCGACUUGGAUAUAUUGUUCUAUGGAAAGUUAAGGGUCAGAUCGGAGACUCUUACAAUCCCACAUGAAAGAAUAUGGGAAAGACCGUUUGUGAUAGCCCCAUUAAUGGAUUUGCUGGGAUCGGCUAUUGAAUGUGAUGUGGUUGCUUGUUGGCAUUCUUUCUCCAUGCAUUCUGGUGGGCUUUUCAAGUGUUGGGAGAAGUUGGGUGGUGAUUCGCUCAUCGGAAAGGAAGGCCUCAAGAGGGUUUUACCCAUUGCAAAUGACUUGUGGGACUGGUCAACAAAAACCUCAGUCAUGGGUAUCCUUAAUUUGACUCCAGAUAGUUUUAGCGACGGAGGAAAAUUUGUUUCUGUGGAGACAGCGAUUUCUCAGGUUCGAUUGAUGAUUUUAGAAGGAGCAGAUAUGAUUGAUAUUGGUGCACAGUCAACACGGCCAAUGGCUUCUAGAAUUUCAGUUGAACAAGAAUUAGAUAGACUAAUCCCCGUCCUAGAAGCAGUUGCUAGAAUGCCUGAAGUAGAGGGCAAGCUUAUAUCUGUGGAUACAUUUUAUUCAGAAGUUGCUUCUGAAGCAGUUAGCAAAGGGGCUCAUAUUGUAAAUGAUAUAUCUGCUGGUCAGUUGGACUCUAAAAUGCUUAGUGUUGUUGCAGGCCUUAAGGUACCUUACAUUGCAAUGCAUAUGAGGGGGGAUCCUUUGACAAUGCAGGACAGUGAAAACCUUGAAUAUAAUGAAGUAUGUGAGCAGGUUGCAUCUGAGCUAUUACUGAGAGUGAGAGAUGCGGAAGUAUUAGGCAUCCCAGCUUGGAGGAUAAUCAUUGACCCUGGAAUUGGAUUUGCAAAGAAUACUGAGCAGAAUCUGGAUAUCUUAAUGGGGUUACCGAAUAUUCGAAACGAGAUUGCGAGGAAAAGUUUGGCUUUAUCUCAUGCACCAAUAAUGAUUGGACCUUCCAGAAAGAAAUUCUUAGGUGAUAUAUGUAAUCGCAAGUCUGUGGUUGAGAGGGAUCCUGCUACUGUUGCUUCUGUCACUGCUGGGGUUUUGGGUGGAGCAAAUAUUGUAAGAGUGCACAAUGUGAGGGAUAGCUUGGAUGCUGUAAAGCUAUGUGAUGCAAUGCUGAGACAUAAGAGAUCUUUUCCUCAAAUUAAGAAUGAUUUAUGAGUUCUUUUAAAGGGUUAUGUCGGUUAUACUCUCCCCUGUUUCAAUGUCUGACAUAUAUGAGAUUAUCAUUAUUUUCAUCAAGCUGGUUAAGCUGUCAGUGACCUUUCUUUGCUGGAUUAAGUAAAUGAUUGGAUUAUGAUGUUGAA